AGUCGAUCCUCCUUACUUCUUCACCAAGUGUUCAACUUUCCAAAUAAUAUCUCUCUAUAUAACUUCACAUUCUUCUCCUCUCAUGUGGUAAUAAUAACCAAACUGUGCUUCUGAUAUUUUCAGAAGCAUGAAGAGUUUCUUACCGUUGACCAGUAAGCAAACCGCUUUCCCAGCUCCUGUCCUGUUUCUACUAUUAGCCAUGUCGGAGCUAGCGUCAUGUCAAUCCGGACAAGAGGACCCAGAUAAGCCGCACGAUUACAUUCGAAGUCUCAUCGUGCAUAUGGUAAUUACGAUUGCAAUCCUCAUUCCCUUCGUGUUCCUCGCCCUCUACAUCCGCCACUGCAGGGAGACAGACGGCAGCGUUAACCAUUUUCUAGGAGCGACUAACGCGACGGUUGCGCGUGGUCUCGAACCGUCGAUGAUCCAGACGUUCCCGACUUUCAUCUACUCGGAAGUGAAGACACAGAGGAUCGGGAACGGUGCGUUGGAGUGUGCCAUCUGUCUCAACGAGUUUCAGGACGAUGAAACCCUGCGUUUGCUACCAAAAUGCGAUCACGUGUUCCACCCUCACUGCAUCGGCGAAUGGCUCCAAAGUCACGUGACUUGUCCCGUUUGCCGCACGAAUCUCGCUGACCAGCAGCAGACGGCUGAACCUGUCGAACCGGAAGUAAUAGCCGAAACCGAUAUCGAGUCGCAGCAAACCGUGAUUCCUGAACUGGCGGUGGAGAGUGUUGCACGUGUCAGAUUACCGAGGUCGCACACGACGGGACAUUCGAUGACAUUACCUGGAGAAUGUACCGAGCGGUUUACGCUAAGGUUACCGGGUGAUUUAAUAAAGAAGAUAAUGGAGAGUGGGAAAACGAACCGGUCGAAAAGUCUUUCGGCUCUACCGAGGAGUACUGGUAAACCGGUUUCGGUUGACCGAUCAAUAGAUCGAUGGGACCGGUGGUUAUUCCUCAGAUCACCGCCGUUUAUGUGGCGGAGAUGGGAGCGAGGAAUUGGUGGUAGCAUUUAAGCAAAUGCAGUAACAUGUCCUAUCGGGUGGAGUUUUCUUUGAAAAGCGUCGUUUUUGUGGAGGAGUACGCCGGUUCCUUCGCCUAGAGUUGAAGUUAACAAGGACGGUGAAGGAACAUCAUGGGUUCAAGUUCAACGUACGGAGACGGUUGGUUUAAGUUUAACCAACGAUUCCGUUAGGUUGCCGGUUUAGUUGGCUAAAACUCAAGUGUUAAAAGAUAAAAUAGAAUUGAUAGAAUAAAAAAUGAAUGAAAUGUAGAAAAACAGAAUAAAUCCAUCUCAUUUAUUUUUCAACAAGGUUGUAGAAAAAUACCUUUUCUUUAGAUUUUGUUUGU
Raphanus sativus (radish) is the source of this 1349-nucleotide messenger RNA. RefSeq names its product E3 ubiquitin-protein ligase ATL31-like. The transcript has a single exon. The coding region runs from base 128 to 1015 and encodes 295 amino acids. Lineage: Eukaryota; Viridiplantae; Streptophyta; Magnoliopsida; Brassicales; Brassicaceae. The record is from RefSeq and is a predicted model, not a curated record.